This is a messenger RNA of Penicillium oxalicum, 2352 nucleotides long. Its product is annotated as lysophospholipid acyltransferase family protein. Gene Ontology annotation, biological process: phospholipid biosynthetic process. The record is from RefSeq and is a predicted model, not a curated record. The transcript has a single exon. Lineage: Eukaryota; Fungi; Ascomycota; Eurotiomycetes; Eurotiales; Aspergillaceae. Gene Ontology annotation, molecular function: glycerol-3-phosphate O-acyltransferase activity; glycerone-phosphate O-acyltransferase activity. Gene Ontology annotation, cellular component: endoplasmic reticulum membrane. The coding region runs from base 1 to 2352 and encodes 783 amino acids.
AUGUGUGGUGAUGGUCCGAUUGAGGAACUGCCUUUCCCCGCCUCUUCCAUUUUUCUCCAGCCCCACCGUGUCUCACGCACACACUCCCACACACCAGAGGAACAUUCUUCCAACCUGCAGUCUUUGAGGCUUUCUCCGCUCUUGAUCUGCACAAAGCCACAUCGUGCAUGCACAUGCAUCGCAACCUUCACGGCGCAACGUAUUGGCAAUCCUCCCUCGACUCAAGGCCAACGCCUCCCCCGUUGGAGUUCCACGCGGGUGAUCAUGGCGGGCCGUCUCGAUACAUCCCGACGGAUGAUCCCGUGGCUGUAUGACCUCGUGCUGUGGCUGUUCACCUGCGCGCUGGACUUGUUCUUUCGUGAGAUCUAUCCGCGAGGAGCAUGGAGAAUCCCAGAGCGAGGCCCGGUGCUGAUUGUCGCCGCUCCUCAUGCCAAUCAAUUCGUCGAUUCGGCCAUUCUGAUGUAUCUCCUCAAGUCGCAGGCAAAGCGGCGCGUAUCAUUCUUGAUCGCCCAAAAGUCGAUGAAAGAGCCUUACAUCGGCACUUUGGCAUCAUGCAUGGGCGCUCUUCCUGUAGUUCGGUCAAUGGACUUGACCAAGCCGGGCAAAGGUUCCAUCUAUCAGCCAGAUCCUGAAAGCGAUCCAACUCUCAUCCAUGGAGUGGACACAGACUUCACCCAGCCAGAAUACGCCCCUGGAGGCUCCAUCACAAUCAAAGGCCAAAAAGCUCCGGAAACUGCUUCCAUCGAUGAAAUUGUGAGUGCCACCGCUCUGCGACUCAAGAAGCCUUUCAUGUCUCAGCUGUCGGAUGACCCGGGCCGCAAGGGCACGAGAUUUAAGAUUGCCCCCCACGUGGACCAAAGUCAAAUGUUUGAUGCAGUGUACAAGGAGCUGUCGUCUGGAGGCUGUAUCGGCAUCUUUCCUGAGGGGGGCAGUCAUGAUCGUUCGAACCUGUUGCCCUUAAAGGCAGGUGCUGCUUUGAUGUCCCUUGGUUGUCUGGCUCGAGACCCUGAGUGCGGGUUAUCUAUCGUCCCUUGUGGCAUGAACUAUUUCCAUGCACACAAGUUUCGCUCUCGCGCAGUGAUUGAGUUUGGUCGACCCAUUCAUGUUCAUCCCGAUCAAGUGGAGGCUUUCAAAGCUGGCGGGACCAGCAAGCGUAACGCUGUCGGAUCAUUGCUCGAGACAAUCUACGAGGGUCUUGAAGCUGUCACGCAGAUCAGUCCGGACCACGAGACUUUAAUUCUGGUCCAAACUACGAGGAAGCUGUACAAUCCAAUCAGCAAGAAGAUUCCGCUGCCCCUGGUGAUCGAGUUCAACCGCAGACUUCUCAAAGGUUUCACCAAGCACCAGGAUGAUCCGCGGGUCAAAGGGCUGAAAAAGAUGGUGAAUGAGUACAACCGGCGUCUGGAAUCGCUCGGUAUUCGAGACCACCAGGUCGAAUGGGGCAACAUCGAGGAGAAACCCUGGUGGCUCACUCUGAUUACCCUGUGCUAUCGUCUAUGCAAGCUUCUUGUCCUCAGCUUCGGAGUGCUCCCAGGGGUUCUGCUCUUUUGGCCAGUGUUCGUCACAACCAAAGUCAUCUCGGAGAAGAAACGACGCAAGGCUCUCGCAGCUUCUGUCGUCAAGCUCCAAGGACAUGACGUUGUGAGUACCUGGAAAAUCCUCGUCGCAAUGGGGCUGGCACCCACUCUUUACAUCUACUACACUAUUAUUGUGACCGCCUGGCUUCGGUACAACCGAAACGAUGGCUAUUACACGAGCGCUGUUCCCUGGUGGAUGGUGGCCCAAACAUAUGUCCCCAACUUUGUUCCACUGUGGCUCUUUGCUCUUUGUUUCUACAUCCAUAUGGGCUUUGUGAGCUACGCAGCCCUACGAUUUGGUGAAGUGGGGAUGGAUAUUAUCAAGUCCCUGCCCCCUCUUGUGGUUGCUUUGAAUCCGCUCUCCUCAUCGUCUCUCAUUGACCUGCGACAGCACCGAGAGGCCCUCUCAGAAAAGGUCACCCUGACAAUUAAUGAUCUUGGCUUCGGCAUCAUGCCCGAUAUAGAUGCCGAGAUUCCCACGGAUCCGUACAAGCUGGACGCUUAUCAAUCUCACCUCAAGAGCAUGCCACCAAGCGAACCGUCAAGUCGGGAACGCAGUCGUAGCAGAUCGAACGGCCCUUCAGGUGGCCCCUCUCUCAAAGCACUCAGCUCGAUCAACUCGGAAGGUGACCUGGCAGAGAUUGAUCGAAAGAUCCAGACCAACUUGAAGGGACGUGGAAGACGCUCAGGCACCCUGACAUCCUUGGAGACAGGUGAAUCCAUAUUGAAAUACAAGCCAGUGGUCUUUGCGACGAAUGAGAAGAAGAAAAACUGA